Lycium barbarum (goji berry) is the source of this 1041-nucleotide messenger RNA. RefSeq lists its product as uncharacterized. The transcript is spliced from 4 exons. Gene Ontology annotation, molecular function: zinc ion binding; nucleic acid binding. Bases 1 to 1041 code for a protein of 346 amino acids. Lineage: Eukaryota; Viridiplantae; Streptophyta; Magnoliopsida; Solanales; Solanaceae. The record is from RefSeq and is a predicted model, not a curated record.
AUGGUGGUUGAUAGGAGCUUUCUUAAAGCAGCAUAUAAGGGGACUAUAUUGACUGCUUUCACACUGGAUGUAGCUGUUGAGUACUAUCAAGAUUCCUUCCUCUUAAUGGUUGUUGUAGUUUGGAAUAUCCUACCGCUAGCCUAUGCACUCGACUCAAAAAAUGAUGCAUCUUGGGGAUGGUUCUUCAUGCAACUGAAGAAUACUUUUGGGGUUUGGGAAAGAAUGUGUAUUAUUUCGGAUAGACAUGAUAGCAUCCAGAAUGCAACAUCAAUUGUUUACCUAGAAGUGCCUCAUUAUUUCUGCAUCUACCAUUUGUGGAACAACGUCAAGAAUCUAUUCAGGAAAAAUGAGGAAAAAUCGAGACUGGUCUUUUUUGUUUUGGCUAAGGCUGACACCACUGAAAGGUUUGACCGCUACAUGAACGAAUUGAAUAAAAUUGAUCGGCGAGUGCAACCUUACUUGUUCAGUGUUGGGUAUGACGGUGGUCUAGAGUAUUCUGAAAGUGCAAUGAAGUCUACAAAGCUUGGCAAAAUGUACAACAAGAUGUUGAAGAAAAAUAUGAUUGCAUCACAGAACAUGACGGCGAUACCUUCUACAGACCAGUUGUGUACAGUGGUUGAAGGGAAAAGGAUAAACAUAGUGGACCUUGGAGAGGGAACAUGCAAUUGUAAGAGAUUUCAAAUGAAUGAAUUGCCAUGCUCGCACGUUUGGGCAGUUGUAAAGCACAAUGGAAUGGACCCAAUCCAAUUCUGCUCUUUCUAUUACAAGAAGGAUUAUCUCAUGAAAACAUGGAAAAUUCCUGUGAAUCCUAAUCCAGAUGAGACUACAUGGGUUGUCCCUAGAGAGGUCAUGGAGAAUGUGGUCUUACCACCAGAUGGGAAGAGAAGUGCUGGAAGACCAAAAAUGAAGAGAUACAAAGCGGCUUUAGAUAUGGAUAAUAAUAAAAAUAAGAAGAAGAGGGCUAAGCUUUCAUGUAGGUGGUGUGGACAAGCUGGUCACAAUAGGAAAACAUGCAAAAAUAUACCAAAGAACUUAGUUUGA